Messenger RNA from Selaginella moellendorffii, 1867 nucleotides. RefSeq names its product lariat debranching enzyme. NCBI's taxonomy places the organism in Eukaryota, Viridiplantae, Streptophyta, Lycopodiopsida, Selaginellales, Selaginellaceae. The record is from RefSeq and is a predicted model, not a curated record. The transcript has 14 exons. Gene Ontology annotation, cellular component: nucleus. Gene Ontology annotation, molecular function: RNA lariat debranching enzyme activity. Gene Ontology annotation, biological process: mRNA splicing, via spliceosome. Bases 10 to 1293 code for a protein of 427 amino acids.
GGGAAGGGAAUGGCGCUCCGGGAUGAGAGCAAGCGGACAAUGCGCGUCGCCGUCGUUGGCUGCGCUCACGGCGAGCUCGACAAGAUUUUCGCCACUGUGAGGCAUGUGGAGGCCAGCGAGGGUUUGAAAAUCGAUCUGCUGCUGUGUUGUGGUGAUUUCCAGGCCGUAAGGAAUGAGCUUGAUCUUCAGUCGCUCGCUUGCCCUCCAAAGUAUCGCUCUAUGAACAGCUUUUGGAAAUAUUACGCUGGAAUAGAGACUGCUCCGUGCACGACUGUUUUUAUUGGAGGAAAUCACGAAGCCUCGAACUACUUGUGGGAAUUAUACUACGGAGGAUGGGUGGCUCCGAACAUCUAUUAUCUGGGAGCUGCCGGAGUGAUCUGGUUUGGCGGGCUUAGAAUCGGUGGCUUGUCAGGAAUUUAUAAGCAGCAUGACUACCAUCGAGGGCAUUUUGAGCGGCCUCCUUAUAAUCUUAAUGAGCUACGUUCUGUUUUCCACGUCCGUGAAUACGAUGUGCACAAGCUUCUCCAAAUCAAAGAACCAAUCGACAUUUUCAUGUCGCACGACUGGCCUCAAGGUAUCGCACAAUGUGGAGACUUGCAGGGGCUUUUGCGUUACAAGCCCUUCCUUCAACAAGAGAUUGCAGAUAAUGUCUUGGGAAGUGUGCCUGCCAGAAAUGUGCUUCUGAAUCUGAAACCGUCGUAUUGGUUUUCGGCGCAUCUUCAUGCCAAGUUUGCUGCUAUUGUAAAGCAUGGUGACGAGAAGACUACGAAGUUCUUAGCGUUGGACAAAUGCCUACCGGGUCGCCCGUUUCUGCAGGUUUUUGAUUUUCCCACGGCCGACGGAACAUUGGAGGUCACCUAUGACAAAGAAUGGCUGGGAAUAACACGAGCUUAUCACUCGUGUUUUCCUUUGGAGAGGGUUGUGAGGACUCGGGCGUGUUCAGACAUCAAAAUCCAUCGGGACUGGGUCGAAAACCUCUCGCUCACAAAGAGUUUGAUUCCUUCUUCGUUUCAACAGACGGCUCCUAUAUAUGAUCCUCACAGAAAACUAACCGGUCCUACUGGCGUUCUUUCCACAGGGCAUGCCCAAAAUCCUCAAACGGAAUACUUUCUGGACCUCCUGCAGUUGCCGUAUUUGCUUGACGCGACACCCGGACGAGCUCAAGCGGGUCCCGUCGUGGAUUUCAACGAAAUCCGUCUCGAAGAUGAAGAAGAACACGAGAAAGGCUGUACGGUGGCUGAUCCCAAUGAGAUUGUGCUGGCUAACGAUGAUACAGACGCGACUUUGCGGUGAUUCUAGAAGUUCGACACGCAAUUGCUGUCCUCGAUUCCCAACUUGGUUCUGUGUAGCAGUCAUCUCAUCCUGGAUCUUUUCUCGCUCUGUGGGAGAUGCGCAUCCAUCCUUUACGCGUCCCAAUGGCUCAUAGGACGAUGAUUUGGAGUUGGAUACAAAGUGACAAUCAAUGUGUUGGUGGUGGAAUGGCUGUUGCUGUUCUUGCAGCUCCACUGUGCUCUGUCGUCUCUCGGAGACACUGCUGCCCUUUCUACUGCUCUGAGAGCCAGCACAGACGAACAAGGACUUCAUUCUCCCCGCCCAGCCUGUAAAAGCUAAAGUUUGAUCACAAAAACCAUGCCACGAGUUUAAUCAAAGACGAGUACAUUGUGUUGGAGUGCUUCGCUCAAAGAAGAUCUACUCGCGGUGUAAGCAUAGAAGUGAAAGUACUUUGCGGACAAACUUAAACAUCCUUUCAAUCCAUAGCUUUGCUUCUCAGGUGGAAGAAGUAUAGAAGCUAUUGGAGAUCAAAAGUUCUUUACGGACACACUUAAAAAAUUCUAACGAGAAGCUCCUCUCUUUGAUUUGUGCUCUA